AUGUAUAGCGAGGACAGAGUUGAAUCCGAAGUUCUUGGUAACGAAGAUACAAACGGUGCAGAGGAAGCUGUAGAGGAGAAAGAAAAUGUUUCUUCAGAAGAAGAAACUGACGAAAAUAGUACGGAAUCAGAGGAAUCAUCGGAAGAGGAUGAAUCCAUAGAAGAAGAAGAACCAAAGUUAAAAUAUAAACGUUUGGAAGCUGAUGUUGGGGAGUUAUUAAAAAAUGAUGCCGCAAGCGCAAUGGCAGUUUCCGAUAAAUAUGUGGCUUUAGGGACACAUAACGGAGAAGUUUUUAUCCUAGAUUUUGACGGAAACCUGAUCAAGAAGUUUUCAUCGCACACAGCCACUGUUAAUGAUAUAUCAAUUGACGUUGCUGAAGAAUACGUUGCCAGUGCAUCAAUGGAUGGUAAAAUUGUUAUCCAUGGGAUGUACGUUGACUCUGAGCAAGUAUUUAACUAUCGACGUCCUCUUAAAUGUGUGGCACUCGAUCCUGACUUUAGUAGAAAAGAUACUCAGCAAUUUGUGUCGGGUGGUUUAGCUGGUCAAUUGAUAUUAAAUGAAAAAGGAUGGUUUGGUCACAAACAAGAUCGAGUGCUGCAACAUUCUGGUGAAGGUCCAAUUUAUGCUGUUCGAUGGAGAGGAAAUCUUAUUGCUUACGCAAACGACGAAGGAGUGAAAAUGUAUGAUAAUCAAUCACAACAAAGGAUUACAUAUAUAAAGAGACCUCCUGGUAGUCCUCGAGCAGAUUUAUAUCGAUGCAAUCUUUGUUGGCGUAGCGAUACUCAACUGUUGAUAGGGUGGGCGAAUUAUGUUCAAUUUGCAAUUGUUAAGGAGCAAAAUGUUUCUGGUCGACCACCGCUUUACGCUGAAGUUUCUAUGAUACAAACAGAUUUUAUCGUAUGUGGGAUUGCUCCUUUUAACGUAAUGACAUUACUAUUAGCAUAUAUUACCGACGAUAUUGUAAAAAACGAGGACUCGAAUGAUCCCGAACAGUAUAAACGACCACGCGCUAAACAACCCGAAUUACAAAUAAUCAAUUCAUCUAAUGAAGUAAUCUCGACGGAUGCAUUACCGUUACAUGGAUAUCUUCAUUACCAAGCAAAUGAUUAUAUACUUGAUUACUUCCCAUCUGAAGAUAUGUUUUACGUGGUCAGUCCCAAAGAUCUUGUUUUGUCAAAACCACGUGACUUGGAUGAUCAUAUUGGUUGGUUGUUGGAGCGUUCACGAUAUGAAGAGGCAUUAAACUCUCUUCGUGAAGCUCAAGCAUGGGGUGGAAGCAAGACUUAUGAUAUGACAGAAGUAGGAGGGAAAUAUAUAGCAUACUUGGUAGAAAAUGAGGAAUAUGCUGAAGCAGCAGAAAAAUGUCCCGGAAUUUUAAAGAAUAGCAAAGAAUUAUGGGAGCAAUGGGUCUUUGUAUUUGCUAAAUUUAGGAGGCUACAGGAAAUUACACCAUACAUACCUUUUAAAGACCCACAGCUAAGUAGCACUGUCUAUGAAAUGGUCUUGGCUCAUUUUUUGAAUUAUGAUCACCAGGCGUUGUGUAAAACUAUAAUGGCAUGGCCACCAACGAUUUACAAGAUUUCAAGUGUAACAGAGUUAGUAGAAGAUACUCUAGAAAAAGAACCUGAUAACAAAAUUCUAAUGGAAUGUCUUGCUGAAUUAUAUGCAUAUAACCAUGAGCCUGACAAGGCUCUUGAAUAUAACCUUCGUCUUCGAAGGCCAAAUGUCUUUGAUUUGAUAAGAGAAUACAAUUUGUUUUCUGCUGUGCAAGACAAAGUUGUUCUUUUAAUGGAUUUUGAUCAACAUUUAAUGUCAGAAGCUGAAAAAGAAGAUGAGAAUAAAGAGCAAGGUCCGACGAAAAAAAAAGAGCCUACAAAAAUUCCAAAAAUAAGGAAAGCCACAGAAAUGCCAGCAGUACAGUUAUUGAUAGAAAAUACCGAAUCAGUACCGAUCGCUCAUGUUGUACGCCAACUGAGACCUCAUCCUAUGUAUCUGCAUAUUUAUUUGGAUGCUUUGUUCAUUCGAGAUAUCCACAUCGGCUAUGAAUUUCACAAUGAUCAAGUAGAAUUGUAUGCUGAAUACGAUUAUCCCAGGUUGAUGAAGUUCCUUGAAACAAGUCAUUAUUACUAUGACCCAGAAAAAGCAUAUAAGAUUUGCAAGCAAAGAGAACUUGUUCCAGAAAUGGUAUUUCUUCUUGGACUUAUGGGACAUAAAAAGGAGGCACUGAUGUUGAUUAUAAAGCGAUUAGGAGACGUUCAAUAUGCUAUUGAUUUUGUUAAGAACCAACAUGAUGCUGUUUUGUGGGAAGAUUUGUUAGAAUACUCACUGGAUAAACCACUAUUCAUUACUGGUCUUUUGGAAAAUCUCGGAGGAAUUGAUAUAGAUCCUAUUCAAUUAAUUCAACGAAUACCCGAUGGUCUUAAAAUUCCCGGACUAAAGCAGUCAUUGAUAAAAGUGCUUCAUGAUUUCAAUUUACAGGCAUCUCUGAGAGAAGGAUGCCGGACUAUACUAGUUAGAGACAGUUCGGCAAUGGCUGGGCAACUUUUUAGUGCACAAAAGCGGGGAAUCUCCUCUGGAGAUGAUAUGGUGUGUUCAUCCUGCUCAAGCUCUUUAAUCAAUGAUGGGAAUUCGAUCGAAACUAGUGAAACAUAUGUCAUUUUCUUUUGUCGGCAUGCAUUUCAUGAGGGAUGUCUACUUGAUGCUGACACGGUAGCAUCACUUAGUAAACCAUUUUCUACGCGUGGAGUGGGUCCUAAAGUUCGUCACACCGCUGUUCUUCGGGAAUUGGAACCAAGGCCACAGUGUCCAAUUUGUAAUGAACAGCAACAUAAUCACACUUCUAAACCUGCGCCUAAGAAAAUUGUUGGUAACCCUGCUCGGUCUAAUCGUGCUUUUAUUAGAGGUAACCGUCCGAAUAAGGAGGAUGAUGGAAUGCCUCCAAUGGUCCAAUUGAGGCUCAGUGGGUGA
This is a messenger RNA of Acaulospora morrowiae, 2967 nucleotides long. NCBI's taxonomy places the organism in Eukaryota, Fungi, Glomeromycota, Glomeromycetes, Diversisporales, Acaulosporaceae. The record is from the annotation of a GenBank genome assembly.